Messenger RNA from Vitis vinifera (wine grape), 2003 nucleotides. Its product is annotated as ankyrin repeat-containing protein At5g02620. Bases 511 to 1872 code for a protein of 453 amino acids. NCBI's taxonomy places the organism in Eukaryota, Viridiplantae, Streptophyta, Magnoliopsida, Vitales, Vitaceae. Gene Ontology annotation, cellular component: plasma membrane. Gene Ontology annotation, molecular function: protein phosphatase regulator activity; protein phosphatase 1 binding. The transcript has 3 exons. The record is from RefSeq and is a predicted model, not a curated record.
UUUGCUGUAGUAAUAUAAGACGCAGAGGCGGUGGAUUAUGGUGUUGUGAAAGAUUUGAGAGAGGUGGAGACGGCUGUAGAGCUUAAGCACACCCAUGGAUCCAUCCACUUCCACUUCCACCCAUGCUUUAGAAUUACAGAGCCUUAACUCAGUUUCUAGUGCGAACCAGGAGGAUGUCACAUACAUGCCUCCUAAAAUUUACAGGGCUGCAGCACAAGGCUCCACCGAUAUUAUCCGCAGGACAAUGCCCAGAGUUGUCCAAUAUUUAACACCCAAUAAGAACACUAUCCUCCACAUUGCAGCCCAAUUCGGUCAACCGAAGUGCGUUGAAUUCAUCAUUCGACAUUACAGUGGGGAUUCAUCCCCACUGCAGUGGCCCAUCUGAAAGGGGACUCCCCCCUCCACCUUGCAGCGAGAGAAGGGCAUCUAGAGGUCGUGAAGGCUAUUAUUCAUGCUGCGAAAACAGUUUCCGAAAGAGAUAUUGAGAGUGGGAUUGGAGUGGACAAGGCCAUGCUGAGGAUGACCAACAAUGAGCAUGACACAGCCUUGCAUGAGGCAGUCCGGUAUCAUCAUCUGGAGGUCGUGAAGUGGUUGAACGAGGAAGAUCCCGAGUUUACAUAUGGUGCUAACUUUUCUGGUGGGACUCCUCUAUACAUGGCUGCUGAGAGAGGGUUUACAGACUUGGUGAAAAUAAUCAUAGAGAACACUAAUCGCAAUCGACUGGCUCACACUGGCCCCAUGGGUAGAACAGCUUUGCACGCAGCUGUGAUUUGCCGUGACCCAAUAAUGGUAAAAGAAAUUCUGAAAUGGAAGCCAGAUCUAACAAAAGAAGUGGAUGAAAACGGGUGGUCUCCACUCCACUGCGCUGCAUACUUGGGUUAUGUUCCAAUAGCGAGACAAUUGCUUCAUAAAUCUGAUAGGUCUGUAGUCUACCUAAGGGUAAAAAAUGAUGACAACAAGACAGCUCUUCAUAUUGCGGCCACCCGUGGAAACAGGAUCACAGCAAAACUGCUGGUGUCAUACUAUCCAGAUUGUUGUGAGCAAGUGGAUAUUAAUGGCAAUAAUGCUCUUCACUUAUUCAUGAUGCAAAAAAGAUUUUUCAUCAGAAGCUUGUUGAAUAUUCGCUGGAUGAAUGUGGGAGCACUUAUAAAUGAGAAGAAUGUUGAAGGACAAACACCUCUCCAUCUGCUUGCCCAUUCCCAGGCGAGAUCUGAUUGCACUUUCAUAAGAGACAAGAAAGUAGAUAAGAUGGCACUUAAUAGCCAAAACUUGACUGCUGUGGACGUAAUUUUACUGGCUGAGGAUUUAUUUGGACAAAAGGAUCUUAUCAUACGAAGACUGAAACGUGCCAAAGCUAGAAUCGGGCCUUUGUUGUGGCAGAAGGCUAUGAACAAAGACGAGGAUAAGAGCCAAAGCAAACGUAAUAAAGGUUUAGACACCUCUUUCUUAAAGAAAGCAAGUGAUAGCCAUUUGCUGGUGGCCGCACUUGUCGCCACUGUAUCCUUCGCAGCAGGUUUCACGCUACCCGGCGGUUAUAAGGAUAGUGACGGCAUGGCCAAGUUAAGCAACAAGCCUGGUUUUAAAGCAUUUGUUGUGUCAGAUUCCCUGGCCUUGGUGCUCUCUGUGACUGCUGUAUUGUGUCAUUUCUAUAAUGCAUUGGAGAAGAAAAAGGUCCACGUCACAUAUUUUCUAAGGUGGGCCUAUUGGUUCACCAAAUUGGGUGUAGGAGCAAUGGUGGUAGCAUUCUUUACCGGCUUGUACAGCGUACUGCCCCGUCACUCAGGGAUUGCCAUUUUUGUUUUGAUCAUCUGCAUCUGCUGUUCAGUUUUGAGCAUAACCUCUGGUAGGCCGAGAGUAAGAAAAUAUUUUUAGUUAAUUUUGAUUUUUUUUUAAAAUUAGAAUUUAUUAGGUUGAGUGAGAUUUUGUUUAUAUAUAUAUUAUUUGGAGUAAAAGAUCAUGUAGUAGUUAAAUAAGAUUAAUAAAAGUUAAUAAUUUUCUCUUGA